UCUGAUCGCCCAUUCAGUCUGAACACCACCCUCUUGGUGGCCGCGUCGCGAGUUACAGUUUUUUUUUCCGUCAUCUGAAACCCGGAAUCGGGAUUACCGUGAUCGGGAUUAUCAUGAAGGGACCACUCAGUGUCCUGACAGCCGUGCUGCUGAUCGCGGUUGCCAGCUCCCAGGAAUCAUCCGAUUAUCUCCUCACUGGAUACUCCAAUCCCAUGACCAGUAGUCUGGCCCAUCAGUUCUUCAAUAUAAACGGAGAGGAGUCGUCCCUACCCUCCAAUGGCACUCAACUGAUCCAGAGGUAUCAGACCCGGGACGAUGAGAACGAUCUGUGCCAGAGGGACAUCAAUAGGAUACGAGAUGGCUUGAAUAACAUGGAAGAGUGGGCCAUGGAGUUUCCCGAUACUUGGGGCCGCCUGCCCAUCGGUCUCUUCUGGGGUCACACCAUCAGCAUGGGCCAGUACGAGGAGUGUGUGGCUGCCGAGAGUACCUAUGGCACUGAACUCCGAGGCCAGUACUGUCUCGCCUCCUUGAACAUCACCGAGUUCUAUGGCAGGAUCAAGAAGCGCGGCGAAGAGAAUCCAGCUGCCAGGAUCAGUUACAAGCAAACCGAUCCUCAGAUCUUUGAACUGGGAAUCUGCGUUCCAUCCACCUGCAAUGCCACCCAGACCAAUGAACUGCUCAAGACCGUCAUUUCGCACUUUUACGGCAAUGAUGUCGUCGAUCUAACCCAGACGAUGGUCACGGAGGCGCGUUGCAAGUACGAUGCACCCAUCGAGCUGCGGGGCAUUGAUAUUUUUGCCAUAGUCUUCUUCUCGCUGAUCAUCUUCUUCAUGAUAGCUGCCAGUGUCUACGACUAUAUACAGACCCGUAACAAAGCUCCCAAGAAACCCCUGUUUCUGGCCUUCUCCGUCCUCCACAACGCCCCCAAGAUCUUCACCGUCAAGAAGGUGAACAAUCCCAAUGUGAUCCACUGCCUGAACGGAUUGCGAUGCUUCAGUAUGAUGUGGGUGGUCUUCGGUCAUGGCUACAUGACCUUCUACGACCUGCCGCACAUCAACAAGAACAAGUUCUACACCUGGGUGGAGACACCCUACUCCAUGCUCGUCCAGAACGGAUCCCUCUGCGUGGACACGUUCUUCUUCAUGUCCGGAUUGCUGAUGUGCUGGGGCGCCUUCCGGGAACUGGAGAGGACCAAGGGCAAGCUGAACAUCCCAAUGAUGUACUUCCAUCGGUAUAUCCGUCUCACCCCAGUGGUGGCCGUGGUGGUCCUCUAUAUUAUGUCCCUCUACAAGUACUCUGGCGCUGGUCCCAUGUGGUUCAAGCUGGGCACCCAGGACAAGCGGUGCGAGGACACCUGGUGGGCCACUCUCCUCUACGUCCAGAACUACGCCUUCCCCUACAGCAUUUGCAUCUCGCAAUCCUGGUACCUGGCUGUGGACACCCAACUGUACUUCCUGUCGCCUCUGUUCCUCAUCCCCCUGUGGAAGUGGGGCAAGAAGGCCCUCUAUCCGAUUGUCAUCUUCCUGAUCUUGUGCCUCGGCUGCACCUUCGCCACCUUCAUGUACAAUGACUUCACCCUGUUCCGUGUCCAGGACGAUCAUGUCGAUCUCCGCCAAAGGCUGACCUACUAUCCCACCCACACCCGCAUCCCCACCUGGCUGAUCGGUGUGAUCUUCGGGUACUUCCUGUUCACCAGGAACCGUGGACGCCAGAUCCCGAUGAGCAAGCCCCUGGUGCUGACCGGAUGGUUCGUGGCCUUCGGAACGAUGCUGGCCUGCAUGUGGGGACCCUACUGGCGCAUCCUGCCCGACACCCCCGACUCGCCCCUGAUCGAGGGCGCCUUCUUCGAACCCCUCAGCCGGACCUCCUGGGCCCUGGCCAUCGGCUGGAUCGUCUGGGCCUGCUACAAUGGCCAUGGUGGCCUCGUCAACGACUUCCUCUCCUGGAGCUUCUUCACCGGAUUCAGCCGGCUCACCUACUGCAUGUACGUCAUCCAUCGCAUCGUCCAGCUCGUCAACGCCGCCCGCCUCCAGACCGACACCCACUUCUCCAACUAUGAUGCGAUCCUGCGCUGGUGGCACGACUUCGGCAUCACCCUCACCGCCUCCAUCUUCGCCACGCUGGCCUUCGAGGCCCCCAUCCUGGGCAUCGAGAAGGCCAUCUUCGGCGGCGACAAGAAGCCGGCCGCCAAGAAGCCCUCCCCCGGUGAACUGGCCAGGACCGCUCCGGUUACCGCUCCCGCCCCCACUGCCGCUGCCGCUGCUGUGGAGGAGUCGGAGAAGAAGCCCGUAGAUGAGAUCACGGCGGACAUCACUCCGGCACCCACACCCGCCAGUGUCGAGAAUCCAUCCAGUGUCUAGGCGAUACAAUUUUUCCAAGCGAACCAAUUUUUUUUGAGUGUAGUUAGUGCUAUUUAUUAAAAUUUAAAAAACGAUAAAAUUUUAAAAACAAAAAACUGUGUAUGAAAUACUAACAUUUUUUCAGAUAAUUUUUAUAUUUAAUCUACAAAUUAA
Molecule: messenger RNA, 2513 nt
Organism: Drosophila ananassae
Lineage: Eukaryota; Metazoa; Arthropoda; Insecta; Diptera; Drosophilidae
Product: nose resistant to fluoxetine protein 6
Exons: 6
Coding region: 114-2360 (748 amino acids)
Molecular function (GO): acyltransferase activity, transferring groups other than amino-acyl groups
Source: RefSeq, a predicted model, not a curated record